Molecule: messenger RNA, 1469 nt
Organism: Nelumbo nucifera (sacred lotus)
Lineage: Eukaryota; Viridiplantae; Streptophyta; Magnoliopsida; Proteales; Nelumbonaceae
Product: SWIB complex BAF60b domain-containing protein
Source: RefSeq, a predicted model, not a curated record
AAGCGGGGAGAGAGAGAGAGAGAGAGAGAGAGAAAGAGAGAGAGAGAGAGAGAGAGAGCAGUGCCUAGGGAGGGAACCGUUUUUUCUGUUAAUAUAUGAAGCUUCAGCCUUAGCAAUGGUGUCGGACCAAGAAAUAGCAAACGGGGUGGAGACUCUGCUCCGUCAGUCUGGCCCUAACACUGUUACUUCCGUUAAUGGCGUCGUUCAACAGUUGGAGGUGAAGCUAGGGUUAGACCUCUCUCACAAGGCAGGAUUCAUCAGAGACCAGAUCGACCUUAUCCUCCGAUCACAUGCCCAACCCCAUCCUCAUCCCAAAGACCAUUUUGCUCUCCAGCACCACCCUCAGUUUCAGACCACCCACCCCCAAAUCCCUCACCAUUUCGCCCUUACCCACCACCGCCCCGGGGAGCUCAACUUCCGAUGUCCUCCUCCGCAGUCACAGCCGCAGCCGCAGCCGCACUCGCACUCGCAACGGCCCCCGCCUCCGCAGUAUCUUCUGGUGACGAAGGCCGAUGCUUUUGUUCAGAACGUUGCUGCACCCGCUCCCGAAAUGCCGAAAGAAAGUGCUCCAGCUGGAACAAAAAGAAGAGGUGGCCCAGGAGGUCUAAACAAAGUUUGUGGUGUUUCACCUGAACUACAAGCGAUUGUUGGUGAACCAUCCAUGCCAAGGACUCAGAUUGUGAAACAGCUAUGGGCUUACAUAAGGAAACACAAUCUCCAAGAUCCAAGUAACAAGAGAAAGAUAGUUUGUGAUGAUGCACUGCGUUUAGUGUUUGAGACAGACUGUACCGACAUGUUCAAGAUGAAUAAACUUCUGGCAAAGCAUAUUAUCCCCCUUGAACCUACAAAAGAGCCAGGCCAAGAUUCUAAGCGGGUCAAGUUGGAGGCGGAAUCCACAAUUGAAAGUACUGAAGCUGCUCCACCUCUUUUGAUAAUAUCUGAUGCACUUGCCAUGUUUUUUGGUACUGAAGAAAGAGAAAUGCUCCAAUCGGAGGCUCUAAAACGUGUUUGGGAUUACAUAAAACUUAACCAUCUGGAGGAUCCUCUAAAUUCAAUGGUGAUACUAUGUGAUGCAAAGCUUCAAGAACUUUUUGGAUGUGAAAGCUUUUCUGCACUGGGAAUAUCCGAGAUGCUGGCACACCAUUUCUUCAAACAGUCAUAACAUCUUGUAGUCUGGUUGGUGCAGAUGUAGGGCGUUGAUGGCAGCUAGUCUGUUCUGACAGAUACUUGUUUGGUUUUUUGUAUGUUUUGAUUGGUAGAUGUUAUUACGUUUACAACUUGGUUAUUUAUGAACAAAAUGAAAAUCUACUCUCUGGGUCAGUGGCAAGGAGUCUGUUGUAGUUGAUGCCAAGGCCCUGGGUUCUGGUUUUCUCAUUUAGCAUCUUUGGAUUACAGUCAAUUUCCUAACCACCUAAGAAAUACAAAAAGAUGGAAACCCAAGGAAAAGAUUAGGAAAAAGUUAAUAUUAA